Messenger RNA from Culicoides brevitarsis, 1166 nucleotides. RefSeq names its product origin recognition complex subunit 6 (gene Orc6). The transcript has 2 exons. Gene Ontology annotation, cellular component: nuclear origin of replication recognition complex. The record is from RefSeq and is a predicted model, not a curated record. Bases 61 to 840 code for a protein of 259 amino acids. Gene Ontology annotation, molecular function: DNA binding. NCBI's taxonomy places the organism in Eukaryota, Metazoa, Arthropoda, Insecta, Diptera, Ceratopogonidae. Gene Ontology annotation, biological process: DNA replication; DNA replication initiation.
GAACAAAAACAAAAACUUAAAGUCUCUUUUGAUAAAAAAUCACACAAAAAAUCAAAUAAAAUGCACAAAGAAGAGAACAAAGUCAUCGUACAAACAGCUAAAAAGCUCGGAAUCAAUCCAACAAACGAAAUUAUCAGUCGCUGUUCUGAAUUCCUCCGAUUACUGCAACUCAAACCCAGUAUAAUCUCCUCCACAAAUGACGCUUCUCGUACUGUCAUCUGCUUGGACCUUGCCACACAAUAUCUCGGCACACAAGAAUCCCUCGAAGCCUCCGAACUCCUCAAAUGUUCAGGUUUAAAGAAAUCCGCGUAUCUCAACACAAAACGCAUGCUGGAAAAAUCCUUGGACUUAAAUCACAAAGUUGGCAUCAACGAGAUUUGCUUAAAACAUGGCAUUAGUGAGGCAAAAAAGCUCGCAACCGACAUCCUGAACAAAUAUAAAAGUUAUUGCAGCACCACCGAUAAGAGCAAUGACGACUUUUCCCACCCCCAAUAUUCAGCAAUUGCUGUUUUUAGCGCUUGUAAAAAGUUAAAAGUGAAAAUUCAGAAGCAAAAAUUAGUUGGCGAGAGUUUAUUGAAGCCACAACAAUGGACGGCAUUAGAAAAACGCUUCGAAAAGGUAUUAGAAAUGGAAGAUACGAAGAAAAAGGGAACGGAAGUGACGAAAAAGGACUCAAAAAUGAAUGAAGAAGUACUAAAAGAAGUAGAUCCGGAUCGAAAUUCGAAGAAAAGACCAUUAACAGACAACAAAGAAGAAGAUUACGAGCAUUGGAAGACGCGAAUUCUAAAGAAAGCUUAUCGAGAUCUCGAAUUAUUGAAGAAAAAGGAACAAGAAGCAUAAGAUCUCUCACGAAAAAUCAAAAAUUGGUAGUUUUUAUGACUGAAAUUGACAUUUUUAGAAUAUUUUUCACUUCUUAAAGCUCAAAAAAUUUUUAAAAAUUCAAUUUCAAUGAUAAAAAAAGGAAAUUUUUGAUAAAAUCUUAAAAAAAAAAAUCAAUGAGACAUGAAAACCCUCAGAAUUUGCUUAAAAUAUGAUAGUAUUUAGAUAUUUAUUUAUAAUAUUCAUCUAAUUUUUAUUAAUUGAUAUCUGUCUGUGUGUAGUUGUCUGUUGUAUAUAAUAAUUUUUCUCCUUUGUUAAUCAUUCCCGAUUUAAAUUCUAUUUGUUUA